Porites lobata is the source of this 543-nucleotide messenger RNA. NCBI's taxonomy places the organism in Eukaryota, Metazoa, Cnidaria, Anthozoa, Scleractinia, Poritidae. The record is from the annotation of a GenBank genome assembly.
GAGAUCGCGGAUAUACUUGGAGUAUCUAUAAGCACCCUGAACAGGCAUCGAGCAUCGCUUGGACUCGGUAGUGAGCCAAGAUUCACGGCCAUUGCAGACGACGACCUCGAUGCGCUGGUACGGGAAAUAGUGGGGCGAUCACCAUUUAGUGGAAUUCGUAUCGUUCAAGGGGAGAUGGAGGAUAGGGGAGUCCAUGUCCAGAGAGAGCGUGUAAGAGCGGCACUACAUCGCGUGGAUGGCCUAAACGUGCGUGCAAGGCUAAGCCACGUAAUACAGAGGAGGCGUUAUAAGGUUCCUGGGCCAAAUUCACUCUGGCACGUGGACGGGAACCAUAAACUAAUACGGUGGAAGUUUGUUGUGCACGGAGGAAUAGACGGAUUUUCCCGCCUUUGCGUUUAUCUAGGUUGCGCAACAAACAACCGGGCAGCUACAGUCCGAGACCUAUUUUACGCUGCGACUGAAGAAUUUGGGUGGCCGUCGCGAGUCCGUUCAGACCACGGCAUGGAGAAUGUGGAAGUGGCGCGUGCCAUGAUAACUCGUUGA